AUGUAAUUAUUGGCCAUUUCAUUUUAUCACCCCACACCGCUGUGAUCGCCGAAUUUUCUAAAAGAAAGUAGCAUUUAAUUGUUAGUUACGUUAUCCCGUAAUAUCAUCUGCUCAGUUUACCACAAAACUGUACGUUAUCUGAGCGCUGAACGUUAAGUGGUACAGACGCAGGAAUAACUGGUCAACAGAAUCAUCGCAAUGUAUACUACCUGGCCGACUUAAGUUUGACCUUUGCGCUUGGGACGUAAUUAUCCUUCCGGUGCUGUGAAUUGUAUAUCACUCAUCAUGAUUUCGCAUUUAAUAUUCUUCUUCAGCUGCAUUGCGGCACUCCGUGCUACACAAUACGGAGACGCCACAUUAAACCAACUUGGAUACGGCAAUUCCGGAUCCAACGGAUACUCGGCUGGCUCGAGUAGCGGUAACAAUGGCGGUGAUAAUGGAUACGGCACCGGUGCCUCCUAUCCUUCAGUUCCUUAUCCUCCCAGUGCGGUAGCACCUAGUAUGCCCGGUUAUCCGUCAGCACCCGGCCCCCCUCCCAGUCCCGGCUAUCCCACGUCUCCGGGACUGCCGCCCAGUCCAGGAUACCCGUCCUCUCCUGGACUACCUCCCAGUCCAGGAUAUCCAUCGUCACCUGGACUACCUCCUAGCCCGGGGUAUCCGUCUUCUCCUGGGCUGCCUCCCAGUCCGGAUUACCCCUCCUCCCCGGGACUUCCGCCCAGCCCGGGUUAUCCGCCCAGUCCAUCUCUUCCGGGCGCUCCGGGUUUACCGCCUAGUCCGGGAUACCCUCCCGCUCCCGCGCUGCCUGGGGCACCGGGUUUACCACCAUCACCUGGACGUGCUCCGGGACUGCCUCCUUCUCCUGGUCUACCGCCUGCGCCUGCGCUUCCAGGUGCUCCUGGGUUACCGCCCGCACCCGGUCUGCCACCGGCACCCGCUUUACCAGGCGCUCCUGGAUUGCCGCCGUCCCCUGGUUUACCGCCCGCUCCAGCACUGCCCGGUGCACCAGGUCUGCCACCAUCUCCAGGAUUACCGCCAGCCCCGGCACUACCAGGAGCUCCCGGACUGCCUCCAUCACCAGGCUUACCCCCGGCACCUGCAUUACCCGGAGCCCCUGGCCUGCCGCCUUCGCCCGGCCUGCCACCUGCACCAGCAUUGCCAGGAGCACCCGGCCUUCCACCAUCGCCUGGACUGCCACCAGCACCGGCAUUACCAAAUGCACCAGGCCUUCCGCCGGCGCCCGGUUUGCCCCCGGCGCCAGCACUGCCAGGAGCGCCUGGAUUACCACCGUCACCUGGAUUGCCUCCAGCGCCCGCUUUGCCAGGAGCUCCCGGGCUACCACCGUCUCCAGGACUUCCACCCGCACCGGCCUUACCUGGUGCUCCCGGAUUGCCACCCGCGCCCGGUCUACCCCCUGCACCGGCACUCCCUGGUGCACCUGGGUUACCACCAGCGCCCGGCUUACCUCCGGCACCUGCUUUGCCCGGAGCGCCGGGGCUGCCUCCUGCCCCCGGAUUACCACCGGCACCAGCUCUACCAGGAGCUCCAGGACUUCCGCCGGCACCUGGUCUUCCUCCCGCCCCGGGUUUGCCAGGUGCUCCUGGACUGCCUCCGGCACCGGGUCUGCCAAAUGCACCUGGACUUCCGCCGGCUCCAGGCUAUCCUAGUGCGCCUGGUCUGCCUCCUGCACCAGGUUAUCCCUCUGCUCCUGGACUUCCGCCGGCUCCCGGUUAUCCCUCUUCUCCUGGACUUCCGCCUGCUCCCGGUUACCCCUCUUCUCCUGGCCUUCCGCCGGCUCCCGGUUACCCUUCGGCACCUGGACUACCGCCAUAUCCGUCUGGUGGAUACGGUGGUGGCUACGGAGGUGGAUACGGCGGUGGAAAUGGUGGCGGAUACAACUCCAAUAAUAAUGGUUACGGCCGUAGCGGUUUCGAUAGCGGCUAUGGAUCUAGAUCCAACAAUCAGUAUUAUGGUAAUCGGUUUUUUUAACGCUCUAUGGAUGAUGUUGCCCUUAUUCGCAACCUGUUGCAAAUCUGAACGCGUUUACCAGCCAUGUAAAGAAUUGUUGUACAUAGGAACCAUCGUAAAAAUAAAAUUGUUUAUUGUCGAUCACCCAGUC
This is a messenger RNA of Paramacrobiotus metropolitanus, 2116 nucleotides long. Its product is annotated as basic proline-rich protein-like. Lineage: Eukaryota; Metazoa; Tardigrada; Eutardigrada; Parachela; Macrobiotidae. Bases 286 to 1986 code for a protein of 566 amino acids. The transcript is spliced from 20 exons. The record is from RefSeq and is a predicted model, not a curated record.